AUGUUCAAGGCUCAUCUGCAACAGAACACUGCAUCUUUCCUCUGCACCACCCUGUGCGUGUUCACUUCUCACCCACUCUUGUCACACCCCCGCUCAUGCGCCAUUUUCCCACCCACUCCUCGCCUUGGCUCUCCCUGCCCUCGCCCCCCCUUCUUUACAGUGACAUGUCAGCCAACCAGUGACAGGGUGACUGCCAUUGCCCCUGUCGCCCUACCUGCAGCCAACCAGUUCCCGCCCUACCUACCCUACACCCACCGCAACUUCUUCUUCCACGGGACCAUCAUCCCGCCCGAGGCCAACCACACCUACCUUGGCAACGCCUUUGAGCAUUGUCUGCUCAACGCAUCCCGGGCGCCUGGAGACUACUUGGAGCAGAGGAGUGCAGAGGAGUGUGGUGCGUUCUGUGGGGUUGCUGCUGGGGAUUGCCAACCCCUGUGCAGCGGGCAUGGCAUGUGCUCCUUCAGUGAGUCUGUGCAGGAAUCAACAACAGCAGUCUCCCUGGCAGGUGCAGCAGCGCAACCAUUCAAUGGCACCAUCAUCCUCACGCCCCCCACCAGCAACACGUCAGGAGCAGCACAGUGCAGCGCCCAUCUGCCUCUUCCUUUUGAUUGA
Messenger RNA from Closterium sp. NIES-65, 612 nucleotides. NCBI's taxonomy places the organism in Eukaryota, Viridiplantae, Streptophyta, Zygnematophyceae, Desmidiales, Closteriaceae. The record is from the annotation of a GenBank genome assembly.